UUGAAGACUCUCUUCAGAUUUUACAGAAACCGAGGCGUGACCUGAGAUCAUAAUUGCCACACUCACCCCUUGGGCUUACAUAGACAAUGUGGAGGAUGUGGAGGAGAGUGGUGUCCUCGCAUCUCAAAACCCUAGCCCCUUCGUGGCGAUCGGCGCUCGUCGGCAAAUCCACCUCUCAUGCAUACGCUCUCUCUGCUAACCGAUCAAUACUUUCUCAUUCUGCCGCUUUCUUGAACCGCAACUUCAGCUCCAAUUCAGCAGGUAGUUCUGUGAAGAAGAAAGUUGAGGAUGUAGUGCCUAUUGCAACAGGACAUGAGCGGGAAGAGCUUGAAGCUGAACUUGAGGGGAAGGACAUUCUUGAUAUUAACUUCCCAGUUGGUCCUUUUGGCACAAAGGAGUCACCUGCUGUUAUCAAGUCCUACUAUGACAAAAGAAUAGUUGGGUGCCCUGGAGGUGAAGGCGAGGAUGAACACGACGUUGUCUGGUUCUGGUUGGAGAAAGGCAAGCCACACGAGUGCCCAGUUUGCUCACAAUCUUUUGUGUUGGAGGUUGUCGGCCCUGGGGGGCCUCCAGAUGGACAUGGUGACGAUGAUCAUGAGCAUCACUGAUCAUAGCUUUUGAUUUUUCUGGUUGAAUAAAAAUAGCAGAGAUGAUGAGACAAUUUUUAGAUACAGCAGCUUUGAAGUCUACUGCUGUAUGCCCUGUUUGUUUUCUAUUGGUCAUUUGUCUUUUUGUGGGCAUUGCUUUAGCAAUGUUCUGGAUAGUUUGUUCUUUUCUUUUCUUUUCUUUUUUCUCUUCUUCUUCUAAAUGGCUAUUUAGAGUCAGGCUAGUAAUGUUUUGGAAGUAUGGUUUUUGUUAGGUUCUCAUAAUGCAUUGCCAAGCAAUUGAUGGUUACAUAUAUUCUUUCAUGAAGCUUCUUGAUUCUGGCUUCAAGCGAAUCAUAGAAACCUUUACUUGCUUUCUUAUAUUGGAUUUCUGUA
Messenger RNA from Tripterygium wilfordii, 980 nucleotides. RefSeq names its product cytochrome c oxidase subunit 5b-1, mitochondrial-like. The transcript has 6 exons. The coding region runs from base 87 to 608 and encodes 173 amino acids. Gene Ontology annotation, biological process: mitochondrial electron transport, cytochrome c to oxygen. Gene Ontology annotation, cellular component: mitochondrial envelope. The record is from RefSeq and is a predicted model, not a curated record. Lineage: Eukaryota; Viridiplantae; Streptophyta; Magnoliopsida; Celastrales; Celastraceae.